GUCAUCCCCACAACCAAUAAGGGCCUGAUGAGCUCAAGUAUCACUAUAGCACAAGGACUUAUUCUCUGAGCCGAGCCUGCAGAUUCUUACAGACCUUCCUUUUCAUCGUUGGAGGAGCUGCUCUCUCCCUCUGAGGUGUGAAGUCUGCUGUCGCCAUGUCUGACACUGAGGAAGUGGAUCAAUAUGAGGAGGAGGAAGCCCAGGAGGAGCUAGUAGAAGUAGAAGUAGCCCCUGAGGCAGAACCAGAGGUAGAGCCUGAACCAGAACCAGAACCAGAGCCAGAGCCAGAGCCUGAGCCACGGGAGUUGGUGCAGCAGGAGGAAGAGGCCUAUGAAGAGGAAGACGAGGGAGAUCAAGAUGAGGAGAAGCCCAGGUUCAAACCUUCUGCUCCAAAGAUCCCUGAUGGAGAAAAAGUGGACUUUGACGACAUCCAGAAGAAGCGUCAGAAUAAGGACCUGGUUGAGCUGCAGUCCCUGAUCGAUGCUCACUUUGAGUGCAGGAAGAAGGAGGAGGAGGAACUCAUUGCUCUGAAAGACCGUAUUGAGAAACGUCGAGCUGAGCGGGCUGAGCAGCAGAGGAUUCGUGCUGAGAAAGACAAAGAGAGGCAGGCCAGAAGGGAGGCUGAGCGUCAGAGGAAGGAGGAGGCCGACGCCCAGAGGAAGGCUGAUGAUGAUGCCAAGAAGAAGAUUGCCCUGACCAACAUGGGAUCAGGCUACAGCAGUCACCUGCAGAGGAUUGAUGCCAAGAGAGGCAAGAAGCAAACUGAGAGAGAAAAGAAGAAGAAGGUUCUGGCUGAGAGAAUCAAACCUCUGAGCAUUCAGGAUCUCAGUGAUGAUAAGCUGAGGGAAAAGGCAAAGGAUCUGUGGGAGUGGCUGCACAGCCUAGAGGCCAUUAAGUAUGAUCACUGUGAGAAGCUGAAGAGACAGAGAUAUGAGGUCAUCUCUCUCAGAAACCGUAUUGAUGAGCUGCAGAAACACAGCAAGAAGGGAGCUGCCAGUCGUCGCAGGAAGUAGUUCAGCUGCUUGAUUGUCAACAUGGACUCGUGGUGCCUUAUUAUGGGAGCAGCUCAAACUUUGGUGACUCUCACACUUCCAUGCCUCAAGUCAAUGUCUGGA
Molecule: messenger RNA, 1115 nt
Organism: Cynoglossus semilaevis (tongue sole)
Lineage: Eukaryota; Metazoa; Chordata; Actinopteri; Pleuronectiformes; Cynoglossidae
Product: troponin T, fast skeletal muscle isoforms-like
Exons: 16
Coding region: 156-1013 (285 amino acids)
Biological process (GO): sarcomere organization; regulation of muscle contraction; muscle contraction
Cellular component (GO): troponin complex
Molecular function (GO): troponin C binding; tropomyosin binding; troponin I binding
Source: RefSeq, a predicted model, not a curated record